This is a messenger RNA of Phoenix dactylifera (date palm), 2467 nucleotides long. The record is from RefSeq and is a predicted model, not a curated record. Lineage: Eukaryota; Viridiplantae; Streptophyta; Magnoliopsida; Arecales; Arecaceae.
AUGGCGUCGUCGAAGACCAUCCCCUUCCCCCGCCCCACGACGACCCCACGCUCCUCCCUCCUCCUCUCUCUCUCCAACUUGAACUCUUCCUCCUCCUCGUCUUCCAUCUCCUUCCUUCGCUUGAGAUGUCAGUCUCGAUCCCCCUUCCUCGGCCAGGCCGCCAGGCUCGAAGACGGCGCCUCAGCCAUCGCCGCCGUCCAGCGGCGGAGGGACCUCCAGGUCGCGGCGGCCGGGGACCCGAGGCCGACUGUGCUGGUGGCGGAGAAGCUUGGGGAGGCGGGGCUGGCGCUGCUGCGGGAGCACGCGAACGUGGACUGCUCGUACCAGCUGUCGCCGGAGGAGCUCUGCGCGAAGAUCUCGCUGUGCGACGCGCUGAUUGUGCGGAGCGGGACCAAGGUGACGCGCGAGGUUUUCGAGGCCGCGCGGGGCCGGCUCCGGGUGGUGGGGCGGGCCGGGGUGGGCAUCGACAACGUCGACCUCCAGGCCGCCACCGAGCUUGGUUGCCUCGUCGUCAACGCCCCCACCGCCAACACCAUCGCCGCCGCCGAGCAUGGCAUCGCCCUCCUCGCCGCCAUGGCCCGCAACGUGGCCCAGGCCGACGCCUCCAUGAAGACUGAAAAAUGGCAACGCAACAAGUAUGUUGGCGUCUCUCUAGUGGGAAAGACACUGGCAGUUAUGGGAUUUGGAAAGGUUGGUUCUGAAGUCGCUCGGCGUGCAAAGGGACUUGGAAUGCGCGUGAUCGCCCAUGAUCCAUAUGCACCGGCUGAUAGGGCCCAUGCUCUUGGAGUUGAACUUGUAUCUUUUGAUGAAGCCAUAGCCACUUCUGACUUCAUUUCUCUCCACAUGCCUCUUACUCCGGAUACUUCAAAGAUUUUGAAUGAUAAUACUUUUGCAAAAAUGCAAAAGGGAGUGAGAAUCAUUAACGUAGCCAGGGGCGGAGUGAUCGAUGAAGAUGCUUUAGUGAGAGCACUGGAUAAUGGAACAGUUGCUCAGGCAGCUCUUGAUGUAUUUACAGAGGAGCCUCCACCAAAAGACAGCAAGUUGGUGAAGCAUGAGAACGUUACAGUCACACCUCAUCUUGGAGCUAGUACCAUGGAAGCUCAGGAAGGUGUAGCAAUUGAGAUCGCAGAGGCUGUUGUUGGGGCAUUGAAAGGAGAACUAUCUGCCACUGCCGUGAAUGCACCCAUGGUUCCUUCUAAGGUUUUCUCUGAGCUAUCUCCCUAUGUGGUCCUGGCGGAGAAGCUGGGCAGGCUCGCUGUACAACUAGUUGCAGGAGGAAGUGGCAUCAGGCUGGUCAAGGUGGUGUACACCUCAACCAGAGACCCCGACGACCUCGACACAAGAAUUCUCCGAGCCACGAUCACGAAAGGCAUAGUAGAACCUAUCUCCAAUGUGUUUGUCAACAUUGUGAAUGCUGAUUAUACUGCCAAGCAAAGAGGCCUCCGUAUCAGCGAGGAGCGGGUCUUCCAUGAUGGAUCUCCUGAGAUCCCGCUGGACUCGAUCCAGGUCUGCUUCUCUAAUGUGGAGUCCAAGUUUGCGAGUGCUAUAUCGGAUUCUGGUGAUAUAAGAGUGGAGGGAAGGGUGAAGGAUGGCGUACCACAUCUCACACUUGUGGGUUCUUUCAGUGUGGAUGUGAGCCUGGAGGGGAACAUCAUACUCUGUCGGCAGGUUGAUCAACCUGGUAUGAUUGGGCAGGUGGGAAACAUUCUUGGGGAGAAGAAUGUGAAUAUCAGUUUUAUGAGUGUAGGUAGGACUGCUAGAAAGAAACAAGCCAUUAUGGCUAUUGGAGUUGAUGAGGAACCUGACAAGGAGACUCUCAGGAAGAUUGGCAAGAUCCCAGCAAUUGAGGAGUUUGUUUUCCUUAAGCUAUGAAGGCAGAGGAGGAAGUACUGAAUAGGAAGUUGCUUGUGCUUCUUCUUCUUUUUGGCUAAAAACGGGAGUAUUAUAUAUAACGUGUACGGAUACAACCAAAAAAAUUAAAAAGCAACACAUCACGGAGAGCACUAAGCAACUCCGUCUCCCCCACCCAGAGGUGGUCUCCGGAAUGGUUGGCAACAAAGGACGUCACCCAAUCUGCAGCCUCAUUGGCCUCUCUAAACACAUGCUUCGGUGCUGUUGCUAUGUGUAUCUAUUUUCUUGUAUUAUCUGUUGUUGUCCUUGCGAUAUUUCCUUGUAGGUGGGUUGCAGUGUUGAGCAGAAGUUUUGUAUUAGUGCAUCAUUGAUUUUUGUUACUCAAGCAUGCAGCAGAGCAAUGGUUAUUACUUUGUUGGAGCAGGCUGUAAUGCUGUCUGAGAUAUUAGUACAUUUUUCUGCCCUUCAAAUCUAUGUCAACAGGUCCUUGAAGGAUAGUUCUUUUGUUUUCGUAUCCAUUCUCAUGGUCUUUUAAGUUGGCAAUUGGCCAUGCUUUUGGAUAUCAAAAUACAUCAUCAUUACUGAUUUAAGGAAUAUUAUGCAGAAGAAUUGAUCA